This is a messenger RNA of Rhineura floridana, 4813 nucleotides long. It is a transcript of the gene TPP2, whose product is annotated as tripeptidyl peptidase 2. The record is from RefSeq and is a predicted model, not a curated record. The transcript is spliced from 30 exons. Lineage: Eukaryota; Metazoa; Chordata; Lepidosauria; Squamata; Rhineuridae. Gene Ontology annotation, molecular function: serine-type endopeptidase activity; tripeptidyl-peptidase activity. Gene Ontology annotation, cellular component: cytosol. Bases 375 to 4166 code for a protein of 1263 amino acids. Gene Ontology annotation, biological process: proteolysis.
CUUUCUUUUCCAUUGGUGCACGCAAGAGCCAAUCGAAUCCCGCUUCUCCUCUCCCUCUGCAAUUUGAUUGGCGAACUGCAUUUUACGGCCGGCUACGGUAUCAUUCCCUCGCCCACUAGGUUUGAAAUUAUCAGCUUUUGCCGGCACUUUUCGCUGUGUGGUGCAAGAACAUUCCCUGGCUGUGCUUAUUGGCUAAGUAUAGCGCAUGCGUAUGACGGAGAACGAAGCCGUCAUCCCAUUCUUUCCUUGGGCGCUUUCUCUGCUUGUCUGAGCCGUUACGUCACCUUGUUCUGCGCAGCCCCCCUUCUUCCUUUCCGUGUCGCGUGUGUCUUGGUCGCUCUUCUUUCGUCUAACCACCUCUCUGCUUAUCCAACAUGGCGGCGGCGGCGGCCGGAGAGGAGCAGUUCCCGUUCCAAGGGCUCCUGCCCAAAAAGGAAACCGGCGCUGCCUCCUUCCUUUCCCGGUACCCGGAAUAUGACGGUCGGGGAGUAUUACUGGCCAUUUUAGACACGGGUGUGGAUCCCGGAGCACCGGGCAUGCAGAUUACAAGUGAUGGGAAACCUAAGAUAAUUGACAUAAUAGAUACAACAGGCAGUGGUGAUGUAAAUACUUCAACUGUCACAGAAUCAAAAGACGGAGAAUUCAUUGGUCUUUCAGGAAGAACUCUGAAGAUCCCAACAGACUGGGUAAAUCCAUCUGGAAAAUAUCACAUUGGCUUAAAAAAUGGUUAUGACUUCUACCCUAAAGCUCUUAAGGAGAGAAUACAGAAAGAGCGUAAGGAAAAGCUUUGGGAUCCUGUUCACAGAUUGGUCCUAGCGGAAGCCUGUAGGAAACAAGAUGAGUUUGAAGGUGCUCACAGCUCUCCAUCACAGGAAAGCAAACUAGUGAAGGAAGAUCUUCAGAGUCAAGUGGAGUUGCUGAAUUCUUUUGAGAAAAAAUAUAGCGACCCUGGUCCUGUAUAUGACUGUGUGGUGUGGCAUGAUGGUGAAACCUGGAGAGCUUGUAUAGAUUCAAGUGAAAAUGGUGACUUUUCUAACUGCACAGUUCUACGGAACUACAAAGAAGGUCAAGAAUAUGGAUCUUUUGGCACAUCAGAGAUGUUGAAUUACUCGGUCAAUAUCUAUGAUGAAGGCAACCUGCUCUCAAUUGUGACCAGUGGAGGGGCACAUGGAACACAUGUUGCUAGUAUAGCUGCUGGACAUUUUCCAGAUGAACCAGAUCGUAAUGGUGUGGCCCCUGGUGCACAGAUUCUUGCAAUCAAGAUUGGUGAUACAAGAUUGAGCACCAUGGAAACUGGCACUGGCCUUAUAAGAGCUAUGAUAGAAACGAUAAAAUAUAAGUGUGACCUUGUCAACUACAGCUAUGGAGAGGCAACUCACUGGCCAAAUGCUGGGAGAAUAUGUGAAAUAAUUAAUGAAGCCGUAUGGAAACACAACGUAAUCUAUGUUUCAAGUGCUGGGAACAAUGGUCCUUGUCUGUCAACAGUUGGUUGCCCAGGUGGAACUACAUCAAGUGUGAUUGGUGUUGGUGCUUAUGUAUCACCUGAUAUGAUGAUUGCUGAGUAUUCAUUGCGAGAGAAACUACCUGCAAAUCAGUACACCUGGUCAUCUCGUGGGCCUAGUACUGAUGGAGCACUGGGAGUGAGCAUUAGUGCCCCUGGAGGUGCUAUUGCCUCUGUUCCUAACUGGACAUUAAGAGGCACACAACUCAUGAAUGGCACAUCAAUGUCUUCACCUAAUGCAUGUGGUGGGAUUGCUUUAGUACUAUCAGGACUAAAGGCUAAUGAUGUGCGCUACACCGUUCAUUCAGUCAGGAGAGCACUAGAAAAUACUGCAGUGAAGGUGGAAAACAUACAGGUGUUUGCCCAAGGACAUGGUGUUAUUCAGGUUGAUAAAGCCUAUGACUACCUCAUUCAGAAUUCAGCAUUUGCUAACAACAUAGGUUUCACCAUUACUGUUGGCAACAACCGUGGAAUCUACCUCAGAGAUCCUGUCCAGGUAGCUGUGCCUUCUGACCAUGGUGUUGGCAUAGAGCCAUUCUUUCCUGAAAAUACAGAAAAUACUGACCGGAUAUCUCUGCAGCUUCAUUUAGCUUUAACUUCAAAUGCAUCCUGGGUUCAGUGCCCUACUCAUCUGGAGCUCAUGAACCAAUGUAGACAUAUUAACAUUCGUGUGGACCCCCGUGGCUUACGAGAAGGAGUUCACUAUACAGAGGUGUGUGGUUAUGAAAUAUCAAUGCCUAAUGCAGGCCCUCUGUUUAGAAUCCCAGUAACUGUUGUUAUACCAGCAAGAACAGAUGAAGCUUCACAUUAUGAUCUUGAAUUUACUGAUGUUCAUUUUAAACCUGGUCAAAUCCAAAGACACUUUAUUGAAGUUCCUUCUGGAGCAACAUGGGCUGAAGUAACUGUUUGUUCAUCAUCGCCUGAUAUAACUGCCAAGUUUGUUCUCCAUGCGGUUCAACUAGUAAAGCAAAAGGCAUACCGAAGCCAUGAGUUCUACAAAUUCUGUUCCAUACCAGAAAAAGGAUCGGUUACUGAAGCAUUUCCUGUCUUAGGUGGAAGAACAAUUGAAUUUUGUAUUGCACGUUGGUGGGCAAGCCUCAGUGAUGUCAGCAUUGAUUAUACCAUUUCCUUUCAUGGCAUAGUUUGCACUGCUUCUCAAUUAAACAUUCAUGCAUCAGAAGGCAUAGUGCGCUUUGAUGUUCAAUCAACACUGAGAUAUGAAGACAUUGCACCUUCCAUAAAUCUGAAAAGCUGGGUUCAAACACUAAGGCCACUGAGUGCUAAAAUAAAGCCAUUAGGAUCACGGGAUGUUUUGCCAAAUAAUCGACAGUUAUAUGAGAUGAUUUUGACAUACAGCUUUCAUCAACCCAAGAGUGGAGAAGUAACUCCAAGUUGUCCUUUACUCUGUGAUCUCUUGUAUGAAUCGGAAUAUGACAGCCAGUUGUGGAUUAUUUUUGACCAGAAUAAAAAACAGAUGGGAUCAGGAGAUGCCUAUCCUCACCAGUAUUCUGUGAAAUUGGAGAAAGGCGAUUAUACCGUUCGGUUACAAAUCCGUCACGAGCAGAACAGUGAGCUGGAUCGUAUCAAAGACCUUCCAUUUAUUAUCUCUCACAGACUUUCUAGUGCCCUGACUUUAGAUAUUUAUGAAAGCCACGGCCAGGCUCUCUUAGGGAAGAAGAAAGCAAAUAGUAUGUCUCUGCCACCAAAACACAGCCAGCCUUUCUUUGUUACAUCUUUGCCAGAUGACAAAGUACCUAAAGGAGCAGGUCCAGGCUGCUACCUUGCAGGAUCAUUGACAUUUUCAAAGACAGAACUUGGAAAGAAAGCGGGGCAGUCUGCAGCAAAGCGACAAGGAAAGUUUAAAAAGGACAUAAUUUUGGUGCAUUAUCAUCUGAUCCCAUCACCAAUAAAAAAUAAGAAUGGAAGCAAGGAGAAAGAGAAGGAUCCAGAAAAAGAAAAAGAUGCAAAGAAUGAAUUUGCUGAAGCUUUAAGAGACUUGAAGAUACAAUGGAUGACUAAGCUUGAUACCAGUGAUAUGUAUAAUGAAUUGAAAGAGGACUUCCCUAAUCAUCUCCCCUUGUAUGUUGCAAGGCUUCAUCAGUUGGAUUCUGAAAAGGAACGAAUGAAAAGACUGAAUGAAAUUAUUGAGGCAGCCAACACAGUUAUCUCACAUAUCGAUCAAACGGCCCUUGCAAUUUAUCUUGCUAUGAAGACGGAUCCGAGACCUGAUGCUGCUACUAUAAAAAAUGAGAUGGACAAGCAAAAAUCUACAUUAGUAGAUGCGCUCUGUCGGAAAGGAUGUGCAUUGUCAGAUCAACUUCUGCAGUUGCAGGCCCAAGAAGGGGCUGUGUCAAGCGAUACAGAAUGCAAAGAUGACAACCAGGAUAGUUGCUUGGAUGCUCUGACAGAAACUUUCUGGGAAACAACAAAAUGGACUGACCUGUUUGACACCAAGGUUUUACCAUUUGCCUAUAAGCAUGCACUGGUAAAUAAAAUGUAUGGCAGAGGUCUCAAAUUUGCAACAAAACUUGCAGAGGAGAAACCUACCAAAGAAAACCUGAAGAAUUGUGUACAGCUAAUGAAGUUACUUGGAUGGACACACUGUGCAUCUUUCACUGAAAACUGGCUUCCUGUGAUGUAUCCACCUGAUUAUUGUGUGUUUUGAAGUACCUGCAGUUGUACAUUUGAGAUGUUCUUACAUGGUUUGGAUAUAAAGAUACAUGAUAGUCUUACUGGAAUGCAUGUUUUCAUCCAUUAUUGAAUACUUACAUUGUGUGUAUUAAUCAGAGGACAAGGAGUUGCAAUAUAUGUGUGUGACGGCUUGGCUCCUGACACCAAGGGGUCUCUUUAGACUUUAAUAUUUAAUUUCUUGGGGUAAUCCCUGGUUGCCCCAGAAAUAAAAACAUAUGAACAAAAUGUUUUGCAUACAUCACAUUGCUGGCAAUGGAUGUUUCAGAAUGGCCAGCACCAAGGAUUAGGAAAUGAAGGUGGGAAGUUUUCAUGCAUGUAUAUGGGAUUCUUAACUGUUUGUAAUUUUAACCACAAGCCUGUACAAGCUGUUCUUUUUACAGUGAGCAAGGUUUUAACAUGUCUGAAGUUCUCAAUUGUAUGAAGGCCUUAAAAAAUGAAGCUACAUCAAGAGUAGCGAAAAUCUUAUUUAUUAGACUUAGCAGUAAUGGAACUUAAUUACCAGUAUCAUCUGCAAGAGUUUACAUUUUGAAUUUUUUAAAAAAUAAAACUUUCACACGCACUGCAAAUAUAUUCUGAACUGCUAGUGCAAAGGUGCUCUUGAAUAUCUUCAACAAGGAGAUA